AAUAAAGAACCGGGAUUCUUCGCACCUGCAGAAGGCGACUCGCAUUUAUUGAGAGCAGCCCGAGACGACUGUUUACAGAUCUAGAUCUAUACGAAUGUGAUAGGUGGAUAGAUGUUUUCGGCAUGGCUAGACUCACCGCAGAGGUUCGCGUCUCCUCAUCGAUAGAGUCAGGGGCACGAUGUGGCUCCAGGAGUGCUAUGAGAGGAAGUUGAUCAAGGGAAGAAAGGAUGCCACAAAAAGGGAGAUUGACAGGAUGGCACUAACACUCGCCCCUCUCUGCUAUCCUGAUUAUCUGCAGAUUCUCAUCGGAAAAACCGUGUGGACUGCCUUUUCACUGAAGGAGGUCUCGUCAAGAUCCUCCCAGAAACUCCGUCAUCCCGUUUAUGCUAAUGUAUGACGCAUCGGGAAUGGGGUCGGGGAGCUGUAUUAAGGAUGUCAGUGCAUCGAGAGCUUGGGGGCACCGUGGUUGCUUAUGAUUA
Messenger RNA from Serpula lacrymans var. lacrymans S7.9, 479 nucleotides. RefSeq lists its product as uncharacterized. The transcript has a single exon. Lineage: Eukaryota; Fungi; Basidiomycota; Agaricomycetes; Boletales; Serpulaceae. The record is from RefSeq and is a predicted model, not a curated record. Bases 179 to 397 code for a protein of 72 amino acids.